This is a messenger RNA of Argentina anserina (silverweed cinquefoil), 1197 nucleotides long. RefSeq lists its product as uncharacterized. The transcript is spliced from 5 exons. Bases 163 to 966 code for a protein of 267 amino acids. The record is from RefSeq and is a predicted model, not a curated record. Lineage: Eukaryota; Viridiplantae; Streptophyta; Magnoliopsida; Rosales; Rosaceae.
GCUGAUGAGCAAGUGGCUACUAAUGUAUCCACUUGUGAAGUUUGUUCUAUCGACACACCUUGAAUGAUUUCAGCCUAACACCACAUGCAAAGGGCUUCGAGUCUUCGGCCUUAUUAUAUAAAGAGCCUGGACAACUUCUUGGGUGUUUGAUUACGCUAAAGAAUGGGGAGUCCUGCUGCAAAGAGAGUCCUUCUCACCUCCAAUGGGGAUGAAAUUUCAUCCAACAUAGCCUUACAACUGGCCCAGCGCGGUUGCAGAUUGGUUUUGAUGGGAAAAGAGAGUUCUUUGAAGAGUGUUGCAGAGAAAGUGAGGGGAUCGCUGGAAGGUGUGGUGUCUGUAGAGGUGAUUGGUGUUGACAUGGAGGAGGAAAGAGAAGGAGUUUUUCAUGAGGCUGUGGAUAAGGCUUGUGAAAUAUUGGGAAAUUUGGAUGCCUUUGUGCAUUGCUGUGCCUAUGAAGGAGAGAUGCAAGAACAUCUGCAAUUAUCGGAAGAUGAGUUUAAAAAGAUAAUGAAGAUAAAUUUCAUGUCUGCAUGGUUUCUGGUAAAGGCUGUUGGCAGAAGAAUGCGAGAUCAUAAGUCAGGAGGUUCCAUCAUACUGCUGACCUCAAUUGUUGGAGCUGAAAGAGGGCUUCAUACUGGAGCUGUAGCCUAUGGUGCUUGUUCAGCAGCACUGCAGCAGUUAGCAAGGUUGUCGGCUUUGGAGAUUGGAAAAUACCAGAUCAGGGUUAAUGCAAUUGCACGUGGUUUGCAUUUGGAAGAUGAAUUUCCCAUGUCUGUGGGAAUGGAGAGGGCAAAGAAUCUGGUGAAGGAUGCAGUUCCACUGGAGAGAUGGCUCGAUGUUAAAAAUGAUGUGGCUUCAACUGUCAUAUAUUUGGUCAGUGAUGGUUCAAGGUACAUGACGGGCACAACUAUAUUUGUCGACGGGGCACAGUCUCUUGUGAGGCCUCGGAUGCGUUCUUAUAUGUGAUUCUUGUCUCCAUUACAUCGUCCUAGCUAUUAUCAGUUAAUUAGAUUUGUUCGUAGGUUAACUGAUUGGCCAUUUUUAUAUUUGUUUCUUAUGAAUCACAGUCAAGAUUCAAUUGCCUUUCUAAACACGAUGGGACUGGAAUGAUAGCUAUCCUAUACUGAGGUGCAGAAUUUUCAAAGAAUGGAACACAGUCGGUGCCAAUUUCCAAUUUCUGUAGCAUAACUUCAGCAU